AUGUGGGUAGAGAAGAAUAUCGAUAUGGACGGGGAAAGGCCUCUGGCGACGGAUAUUCCGACUGCAGAAAGCUUGAAGUUGACUUCGUCUGCGACAGCGGGGUCAUCUAGUUCUACUUUCCAGCCCAUGAUACCUACAGAAGGUACCCUCAAACGAGAUGACUGGAUGUUGGAAGAACCAACCGCUCAGGCUCCUCGGCCUUCAUCAACACUUGGCGGUGGAGUAGAUUUCUUCUCCAGUCUCGGUACAGAAGUCCGCAAAAAGAAUCUGCAACCUAACAAACCUGAUCCAGACAAGCCGGUCAUCAGCUCAAGGGAGCUCAAUACGAGUCUCAGAGAAGGCAAAUCCAUCGAUGAAUCCCCGGCUACUGCACCCAAAGCAAAUGUUCCGGGAGGACCUGGAUCACAGUGGAGGAUGAUCCGACUUCGACGUGUCUUCGAAACCGCCGAAGAAGAGGGACUACCCGUUGAACAGGUAGCAAUGGAACGUUUUGGCUCAUUGGAGGCAUUCGAGGAAGCUAAAGAAGAGCGGCGAAUAUUGGAUGAACGAGAAGGCAAGCGGGCACAUCGGACCACUGGUUCCGAGCGGCGUGGUAGGUCUGAAGGGGAGAAAAGAAUAAUGUUCAACGACAUUGAAGGCAGUGGUGCAUCCAGUCGCAGCUCUUCCUUCCGUCGACCAGGUGGUCGCGCCGAAAGCGGGCCGUCUACACCAACUCCAGGCGGACCUCCCCCGGUUAAUCGACGGUUGGACAGCCUCCGUUUGCCCUCACAGGCCGCAUCCCCCUUGCAGCAAUCUCAAACUCCCAUACCGUCGGUGUUGACUCCACCCUCGGGUGUUCGCGGUUCCUCGUCACGAGGGCUGUCGCCUUCUUCCUUGAAUAAAUUGCAAGCGAAAGUUCUUCGUGCAAAACUGAUGGGUGCAGCUGAUGCUGAGGAACUGGAGAAAGAGUACGAGGCUGCUUCCAAGGCAACGUAUCGCAGCGACGAGGGAGGCUCUGUACGGACAAAGGUCGAGGUGUUGCCCACUCUGGAUGGGCAGGGCCGGCUGUAUGACGUUGGGCAUGGCAAAAAUGAUGACGGUGCGGUUUUGCCUGGGAAUCGUAAAAAGAAGGAAAAGGUCGAAACAAGAGAUCCAAAGACCGGUGACUUGGUCAGGAUCAAUGCGGAUGAUGACUCGACGACUUUGGGCGAGAUGCUGCGGCAAGAGAAGUUUGGUGGUGGAAUGUCAGACCAAAAGAACUUGGACGCUCAGUUUGCCCGUGCUAUCAUGGGAGAUGGCAAAUUCCAGAAUGAUCUUGACUAUAUGGACGAAAAUGUGGAAAAACUCAGUCGACAGAAGAUGCGUUCGGAUGCUAUGAAGCGCCAGUUUGCUAUUAACGACUAUAAACGUACCCAGAAAGUCCUCGCUACGUGUCAUUUUUGCUUUGGAGAGGACGAUUCGCCUCCCAAAGCCCCGGUCAUUGCGAUGGGAACACGAGCGUAUCUUUCUUGCACCACGAAUGAGGAACUAGUCAAGGGCCAUUGUCUGAUAGUGCCGAUACAACAUCAUUUAACAAUGCUAGAUGGAGACGACGACGUGUGGGACGAAGUUAGGAACUUCAUGAAAUGUCUGAUGCGUAUGUUUGCCGAGGAAGAUCAAGGUGUCCUGUUCUAUGAAACGGUCAUUUCAUUGAAGAAACAAAAACACACCUGCAUCGAAUGCGUCCCUCUACCUUGGAACCAAUACGACCUUAUCCCAGGCUACUUCAAGGAAUCAAUAUUGACGUCGGAGGCUGAAUGGUCACAGCAUAAGAAGCUGAUUGACUUUUCCAAGCGACCAGGUGGUUUCCGACGCGCGAUGGUUCCCAAUUUGCCCUACUUCAUGGUUCAGUUUGACCAUAAAGGAGAAAGGGGAUAUGGACACGUCAUCGAAGGUGUCAGCGAUGGCGCUGACGGAGAAGAAGGCAUAGACGAAGGGGAGAAAGGUUCUGGGGAGUUUCCAUGGUACUUUGCUGGAGAAAUUAUUGGAAACAUUUUGGAACUGGAGCCGCGUCAGUGGAGGAGACCGAGACGGAUAGACUUUCGGAUGAACUCUGAGCGCGUGACUGAGUUUAGGAAGAAGUAUGCCAAGUUUGACUGGACGGGGAUGAUCGGGAAAUAAUGUAUUGUGUAUCUUUGGACUGAAGACUGGUUGCGAUCCUUUCGACUGUGGUGGGCUCGCCAAAUCUCGAUUUAUUAAGCAAGAUGGAGCUAGCAGCAAGUUGAAACGACCGCCUACAACCGCGCUUGAUCAAAGUAC
This is a messenger RNA of Desarmillaria tabescens, 2277 nucleotides long. RefSeq names its product CwfJ C-terminus 1-domain-containing protein-like protein. The transcript is spliced from 10 exons. Gene Ontology annotation, cellular component: post-mRNA release spliceosomal complex. NCBI's taxonomy places the organism in Eukaryota, Fungi, Basidiomycota, Agaricomycetes, Agaricales, Physalacriaceae. The record is from RefSeq and is a predicted model, not a curated record. Bases 1 to 2139 code for a protein of 712 amino acids. Gene Ontology annotation, biological process: mRNA splicing, via spliceosome.